UGCAUGCUGCCACCUGCUUGUUUGCUGCCACCGACAGUUGCAGUCCAAGCUUCCUAUCUCAACCCCAUCCCAAAUUCACGUUGCUGCCUGUCUACUGGGGCUUUAAUACUGGCGCUGUAGACAACUUUGUACUCGUAGCACUACUUGCUUGAUAUUCCAGCUUCACAAGCUGUCCUUAUCCCCCCCGACACAGACACCACUGACGAGCCGAGCUCCCAUCCCCGUCGAACCGCCCCCAGAAAGAACAACACCACCAUUAACAAUGGAGGCGGCCUCGGCGCGAUACGCGGCAAGGGACCGCUGGGGAGACCCGGGUCACCCGGCGCCGUCACAGCUUCUACGAUACAUUGCUUCGGCCUGCAGUCCCGAGAACUACGAACCCAACCUCGCGCUCAAUCUCGAGAUCAGCGACCUCAUCAACGCCAAGAAGGGCUCAGCCCCGCGCGAGGCGGCCGUGGCCAUUGUCAACUACAUCAACCACCGCAACCCCAACAUUGCCAUGCUGGCUCUGAACCUGUUGGACAUAUGCGUCAAGAACUGCGGCUACCCUUUCCACUUGCAAAUCAGCACCAAGGAGUUCCUGAACGAGCUGGUCCGCCGCUUCCCUGAACGCCCGCCUAUCCGCCCGACCCGUGUCCAGCUCAAGAUCCUCGAGCUGAUAGAAGAAUGGCGCGGUACGAUUUGCGAGACGAGCAGGUACAGGGAGGACUUGGGGUUCAUUAGGGAUAUGCACCGGUUAUUGAGUUAUAAGGGGUAUACGUUCCCGGAGGUCAGGAGGGAGGAUGCGGCCGUGUUGAAUCCUAGCGAUAAUUUGAAAUCGGCAGAGGAGAUGGAAAAGGAGGAGAGGGAAGCCCAGUCGGCCAAGCUACAAGAGCUGAUUCGCAGGGGCACCCCUGAGGACCUUCGCGAGGCCAACCAACUGAUGAAAAUUAUGACGGGUUACGAUACAAGAUCGAAGGUCGACUACCGCGCCAAAGCGGCGGAGGAGGUGGCCAAAAUUCAGCAGAAGGCGAGGUUGUUGGAGGAGAGGUUAGCGCAGUUUAAGCCCGGUGAUAAGAUGGCGGACGGUGAUGUGUUCUCGGAGCUCGCCUCAGCCCUGUCCAGCGCCCAACCAAAGAUCCAGAAAAUGUGUGAGGAAGAGUCGGAAGACCACGAAGCUGUUGCGAAGCUGCUGGAAAUUAACGAUGCCAUUCACCGGACUUUCCAGAGAUACAGGCUGCUGAAGAAGGGAGACUUUGAGGGUGCUGCCAAGUUGGCCGACCCCAAUUUCACCCCAUCUGGGAGUGCUGGUGGGAAGGGCGCAGCCGGCGAGCUGUCUUUGAUUGACUUUGACGACGCUGCGGCAGACACAAACGGUUCUGGCAGUCAAGGGGCAUCUCAAGCUUCCGGAUCUGGUCUUGAAAAUGACCUCCUAGGCCUGUCCUUAGGGGAAACGAGCAGCUACGGCCAAACGGGCGGUAUUGCUUUGGGUUUUGGUGCCAAUACUAAUAUCCCUGGCCCGGCUCUUUUGUCUUCGGUUACACAAAACAACAGCGCUGGAGGGAACUACAGCGUAUCGACAUCAACCUCACCAGCACCACCCCCUGGCUUCUCAAACUUUUCCGCCUUCAGCUCGGCGCCCUCGUCUAAGACGGCCACCCCAAAGCCUGUCAGCUCGGCGUUCUCACCGCCCGCCUCCAAACCAGUUUCCAACGAUCCCUUUGCCCAACUGGCCUCUCUUGGCUCCAAGCCAGCGACACCCACGCCAGCGGCACCCCAAAACAACGACGAUGACGAGUGGAGUUUCUCCUCGGCCCUCCCACCAGAAGCUCCCGCCCAGCCCAGGGAGCACACGGCCGUCAUCAACAACACCAAUCUCAAGAUUGACUUCAAGGCCUUCCGAGCGGCAGAGGGACAACCACCGGUGGAUUUGCUCAUGCUGUUCAGCAACAACACUCCCUUCCCAGUAACGGAACUGCACUUUCAACUAGCAGUGACCAAGGGCUAUGAGUUACAACUCACGCCACAGUCCGGCCGUAAUCUCUUGCCAAAACAAAUCAACGGGGUCAAACAGGAGGUCAAGGUGUGGCGCUCGGGGGACAAGUUGCAGAAGGUGGAAAAGAUCAAGCUGCGGUGGAGGGUGAGCUACAAGCUGAAUGGGGAGGUGAAGAACGAGAUGGGGGAGGUGCCGGAGUUUAGUAUUCCGUAGACGGUCCAGCGGUGGUGGAAAGUGAGGGUCUGGCGCGUCGUGGUCUGUGUUGUAAUAUCCGGGAUUGAGCCAGGAACGGAACAUGACGCAUGUUGAUAGUUGAAGCGGAGAGCGCGGAGGCUGAAAAAGCGAUUACAGUUGGUGUUUUCGAGACCUGCGGGUGUUGGAAUUACAAGACGUCUCUUUUUUUUCUUCCUCUUCUCUUGUUGCCAGAUGGACCUGCCCCUAUUUAUAAUACCUAAUUGCAGUGACUGCAACGGUAGGGCAGUGUGAGCGGUGCUGUCAUGGCAUGGUCUCAGGGCCGGGCCCCUUCCUCAUUUUUACUCAAUGGCACCUAAACACCAUCCUCGUCAUUCGAGCAUGACCUCUUCAUACUUGCUCGGAAGCCUUGCCGCUAUCCCGCAAGACAAUGCUGAAUCAUCUCAACUCGAAUAUAUUAACUGGACA
Molecule: messenger RNA, 2635 nt
Organism: Podospora pseudocomata
Lineage: Eukaryota; Fungi; Ascomycota; Sordariomycetes; Sordariales; Podosporaceae
Gene: GGA2
Product: ARF-binding protein
Exons: 4
Coding region: 263-2188 (641 amino acids)
Biological process (GO): Golgi to vacuole transport; protein transport to vacuole involved in ubiquitin-dependent protein catabolic process via the multivesicular body sorting pathway; Golgi to endosome transport
Cellular component (GO): trans-Golgi network
Molecular function (GO): ubiquitin binding; phosphatidylinositol binding
Source: RefSeq, a predicted model, not a curated record